Lactuca sativa (garden lettuce) is the source of this 2961-nucleotide messenger RNA. Its product is annotated as G-type lectin S-receptor-like serine/threonine-protein kinase At4g03230. The record is from RefSeq and is a predicted model, not a curated record. Gene Ontology annotation, molecular function: protein serine/threonine kinase activity; ATP binding. Gene Ontology annotation, cellular component: plasma membrane. NCBI's taxonomy places the organism in Eukaryota, Viridiplantae, Streptophyta, Magnoliopsida, Asterales, Asteraceae. Gene Ontology annotation, biological process: recognition of pollen; protein phosphorylation.
UCAAUCGAUUACUUUGACACAAAUAAUUGAGCUCUUUCUUCUGUGCAUACACACCUCACAGUCCUCGCUAUGGUAUCAUUAUCCAUUCAUCAAACAGUUCGUACAAAUUAAACAUUCAGAAACUAUCAUGAUAUCUUCAGUCACGAAUACAGAAAUCAUCUCCUUGUAUACAUUAAUUCUGGUGUGUUGUUGUUGCUACUGUAUUUCAGCUAAAGACAACAUAACGACUGGGGAAUUUAUCAAUGAUGGUCCUGAUUACUUAGAAUCUUCUGGGAAGAAGUUUCAAAUGGGCUUCUUUCCACAUGGAAAAACAGAAGUAAGAAGAUAUGUGGGGAUAUGGUAUACGAUGGAUCCAAAGACUGUUGUGUGGGUUGCUAACCGUGAUAACCCAUUGAUGGAUUCCACUGGAAUUCUUACUGUUGCGGAAGACGGUAGUGCUAAGCUGUUAAAUGGAAAACAGGUUGAAUACUUCUCUACAGACACUUCAGAUGGAGCUUCUUCAACGGCACUGAAGUUGUUGGAUAACGGAAAUGCCAUAUUAAUAAAUGUUAUAUCAGGAAACAUAUUAUGGCAGAGCUUUCAAACUCCAACAGAUACUCUUCUUCCUGGAAUGAAGAUGGUCGAUAAUAACUUAAAGUUGACAUCAUGGAAAAGUCGAGAAGACCCAGGGUCUGGAAGCUUCGAGUUUCAGCAAGACCCUGGUACAAACCGAUACUUCAUUUUGGAGGAAUCAACCAAGCUUCGAUGGAAAAGUGGGAACAUGUCGACGAAAAGUUUUGAUGAGAAUCAAAUUUUCUCUCAGGCCUUCCAGUUGCUGUCAAACACUACCACAGACACACGAACGAUCUUUAAAAGUGGUGAUAAGAAAAGAUGUUCGGUGAGGUCGUCUAACUGCACAGGGAGUACUGACAAAAUUGUAUAUAACGAAAGUUAUUGGGUGAUCGAGCCUUACUCAAGGUUGGUAAUGAACCAUACAGGGCAUAUACAGUAUUUUAGUUGGCAUCAAGAGGAAAAUAAAAGUCAUUGGAUUUUGGAUUGGCAAGAGCCCAAAGAUAACUGUAGCGUGUAUAAGGUGUGUGGCUCAUUUGGGAUUUGCAACCAAAAUAAUUCGGUCAUGUGUAGUUGCUUACCUGAAUUUGAACCUAAUUCACCCGAUGAGUAUAGAGCUGGAUGCAAGAGAACGUCUGAAAUCUGUCUCCCAGGAACUAAUGACACAUUCCUGACAAGAACUAUGAUUAGUAUGGAUGAUACAACUUUGCCCUUCUACAAAUCAGAGAAUGAAUCAGCAUGCAAGAAGAAGUGCCUUAAAGACUGUCAGUGCCUUGCUUAUUCUUAUAUUUCUCAAAACAAGCUGGGAGGCUUAGUGGAUGAAAGUCGCAAUGUGGAGUCUGGUUGCUGGAUCUGGAACUCUGAACCAGAUAAUCUUAGAGAGAACGGUGCUCAUAAUAUCUCCUUUCGUGUUUCUAAGUUAUCAAAAGGGCGUAUAAUCAGUCCACCACCGGAACAGGAGCCAAAGCCAACAGAAAAAUCAUCAUUUGUGAAACGUGUUCUUGCUAUUGUUAUCAUUGUUUCAACGCUGGUGCUUUUGUCAUUGUGUGGCAUUAGCUAUAUUUUAUACAAAAGAUUAAUGAAUAGAAGAGAAAACAACGAAUUGCAUUCGAAUGAUACACGGAGACGUAUGAAGGAGUUACUCGAUCCAGAUCACUCAAAAGAAGAUGACAGAGAAGGCAUUGAUGUGCCAUAUUUUGAGCUGGAAAGCAUAAUAGCUGCUACUGAUGACUUUUCAGAGAAAAAUAUGCUUGGACAAGGUGGUUUUGGGCCUGUUUACAAGGGUAAGCUUCCUGGAGGCGAAGAAAUUGCAGUGAAGAGGUUGUCAAGCCUCUCUGGACAAGGUUUGCAAGAGUUCAAAAAUGAGGUUAUGCUUAUUGCUAAACUUCAGCAUCGAAAUCUUGUUAGACUAUUGGGAUAUUGCAUCAAGGGAGAAGAACAGAUUCUUCUUUAUGAGUACAUGCCAAAUAGAAGCCUAGAUACAUUUAUAUUUGAUCGAACGCUGUGCGCAUCACUGGACUGGAAAAUGAGAUUUGAAAUCAUUAUGGGAAUUGCUAGAGGACUUAACUAUCUUCACCAUGAUUCUAGGUUAAGGGUUAUUCACAGAGAUUUGAAAACAAGUAACAUUUUGUUAGAUGAGGAUAUGAAUCCAAAAAUUUCGGAUUUUGGCUUGGCCAAGAUAGUUAAAGGUAAAGAUAUGGAAGCUAUGACCAACAGAGUUAUCGGAACCUUUGGCUAUAUGUCUCCAGAGUACGCACUAGAUGGGCUGUUCUCAGUUAAAUCGGAUGUUUUUAGCUUUGGAGUAGUGAUGCUUGAGAUUGUAAGUGGAACAAAAAAUACAGGAUUCUAUCAAUCACAGAGAAGUCUAAGUCUUUUAGGACAUGCAUGGAAUUUAUGGAGAGAAGAUAAGCCAUUUGAGUUGAUGGAUAAAGUACUAAUAGAAUCAUGCAAUUCGAGUGAGGUAUUGAAAUGUAUAAAUAUUGGACUCCUAUGUGUACAAGGAGACCCUGAUGAUCGUCCUACCAUGACCAAAGUUGUUUUGAUGCUUGGAGGUGAUAUUGUCACACUCCCAACUCCAAAAGAACCAGCCUUCAUUGCAAGAAAGGACAAUGCUACUUCCUCUUCCUCUAGUUCUUAUAAAACAGAUACGCAAUCCAAAAAUAUGUUGACAAUCACUAAGUUGGAUGGACGCUGAAAGGGUAAUUAAUUUGUCAAUGGCCUGUGUUUUGGUUUAUCGAUUGAUACUCACUUUUCUAGUAUUCUACUGUGAUCCUCAACUGUACAAAGGUGUCUCUUGCAUAAAGCAUGUUGUUAAGUUGUUUUUCUGGGGUUAAAUUUUUUAGGUCAUUCCUUUUCUAUCUAAUGUACUUAAUCACAAUAUGUACUUUAGUAAAAAUGUUUAGUUUGUUGGAA